Molecule: messenger RNA, 805 nt
Organism: Branchiostoma floridae (Florida lancelet)
Lineage: Eukaryota; Metazoa; Chordata; Leptocardii; Amphioxiformes; Branchiostomatidae
Product: D-dopachrome decarboxylase-like
Exons: 4
Coding region: 249-752 (167 amino acids)
Molecular function (GO): phenylpyruvate tautomerase activity
Source: RefSeq, a predicted model, not a curated record
GCUUCACUUAUUGGGCAAAGGGGACAGCUUCAUUCCAUUUUCCAAAUAAAGCUAAGAAAUAUUACCACGCAUUAGUAAUAUAACGCGAUGAAUUUUACAGGACAAAUCCUGUUUAUGCUAGUGUUACUAAGCUAGCCAACCCUCCUGAAUUCUACCGUGACUACAACAAAAGAGAUCACCAGGUAAUUCGGAAACGAGCUCGAUGUUUGCAGGCUCUAAACAAACCCGUGUCCUUUCAUGGCCAUGACAUGGUCUGGUGCGUGCGUAUUUGUCUACAAGGUCACGUCAGAAAGGAGGGCCAAGGGUCAAGGUCGGCUCAGUCCAGCCUGCUCGACCAGUCUUCAACACACCGUGCUGUAUUACAGUGUGAGCAUAAGAACGAAAACAUGCCGCUGGCUCACAUCAAGACCAACCUGUCCCAGGACCAGAUCAGCGAUGACUUCAUGAAGGAGACGUCUCAGAUGAUCACAGAGCUCCUUAACGCGGAGGAAGGGAGGGUGGUAAUUCACGUGGAUGCCGGGCAGAGGAUGCUACGGGCGGGCUCCUUUGAUCCCUACAUCCAGUUCGAGAUCGCAGACAUCAAAUCUUUCGACGACGAGGCAGACAAGGAGAAGUACUCCAAGGCUUUCUUCGAUUACCUGUCCGAGAAACUACCUGUGAAGUACGACAGGAUCGUGGUGAUUUUCCACCGGUUGGAGCCAGAAGAUGUCGCAAUAAAGGGUACCCUAAUCUCCACUCUGUUGAAACAAUAGUGUUGCUUAGAGAGCACUAGCCUCCAUAGCAGGCUGUCUGUGGCCCUUUCUUA